GACACAUAGUUACAGUCAGAGAAACAGACGAGCACUAUCGGGAAUAUAAUCUUCACUUUAAUCACAUCUUUUCCAACACAGUGAUCUAUAUCUGAAGAAUUCGGGAUAGAGUUCAGUAUUUCAGGACAUUGAGAGGUUAAACUGGGCUCCACUGAACUGAAGCAUCCAUCGGCUGUUUAGCUGCUACCUGACAAGAGGAUGGAGAGAUGGAGGCAACACAAGAGCCGUAGUGUUCGCUGAUCACACUAGCUUUUCCUUUCGUUUUCCAGCCACAGUCACUGCGAUGGAGGGGAAAGACGAGUUUUUGUGUGGGGUUGUUGAAGGUUUCUAUGGGCGGCCCUGGUCCAUGGAGCAGAGAAAAGUGUUGUUUCAGUGGAUGCAAAGAUGGGGUUUGAACACCUAUUUGUAUGGUCCUAAAGAUGACCUGAAACAUCGGUUGCUGUGGAGAGAGGUGUACUCCACAGAGGAGGAAGCCCAACUGAAAGCACUGGUGCAUGAAGCUGAGUCGAGUGGGUUGAAGUUUGUGUACGCGCUGUCUCCUGGUCAGGACAUCGUCUUCUCUAGCUCCUCUGACCUCACACUGCUCAAGCGUAAACUUCGACAGGUGGCAGAUCUGGGCUGCCAGGCGUUUGCUAUUCUGUUUGAUGACAUCGACCACUCUAUGUGUCAAGCUGAUACUGAGGCUUUCUCCUCAUUCGCUCAUGCUCAGGUUUCUGUGACCAAUGAGAUCUUCCGUUUCCUGGGAAAGCCACCUGUCUUCCUGUUCUGCCCCACUGAAUACUGCAGCUCGCUCUGCUCUCCCACCGUUUCCAAGUCUCCAUAUCUGCUGACAGUGGGAGAAGAUCUGUUGCCUGGCAUCUCAGUCAUUUGGACUGGAAGCAAGGUGAUCUCUCGAGAGCUAAGUGUUGAUUCGCUGAAGGAGGUGCAGUCAGUGUUACAGCGCCCUCCCCUGGUGUGGGACAAUCUGCACGCUAAUGAUUACGAUUCACGUCGUGUCUUCCUGGGGCCUUUCAAGGGUCGUCCACCUGGCCUCCAAGCUCAUCUCAGGGGUCUGCUGCUAAACCCUAACUGUGAAUUUGAAGCAAACUAUAUCCCUCUACACACACUUGGGACAUGGCACAAAGCAGGGAAGGAGAAGAGAGAAGGUAAAGAGUAUCAGUACUGCCCGGAGCGAGCUCUUUCUGCUGCUCUGAAAGACUGGAUGAGUGAACUGAACCAACCACUACAGCCUGGACGGCAGAACAGGCCUACAGAGCAUAAACCAUCUUCUCUCUCCUCCAAACCUAAACCUCCUGAAAGCUUAGACAAUCUGCAUGGAGCCAAGUCUAAAUCUCCAUCUUCUGCUGGGGCUCAGGUUUCUUUUUCCACCUCUGUGCUGAAGGUCUCAGCUGAGAGUGAGAGUGAGGAGCGGGUCCCUGGAGGCCAAGGAUGGGAAAAGGCCUCAGGAAAAGGCCUGUGUGCUGGGAAGUCUCCACUUAGUGAGGCUCAAGUGCGACUGCUGGUGGGAUUAUACUACCUGCCACAUGAGCAUGGACCGCCUGCCCAGAGCCUGCUGCAGGCACUCACCUGGCUUAAAAACCACUGCCAUUAUGUCAGUGUCAACGGCAGCAGCAAGAAGAUGCAACCACAGAAGAUGGAGGAGUGGCGAGUGCGAGCUGGGCAGUUUCAGGUUGCAUGUGAUGAGAUUGCGGUUCUGCAUGGCAGCGUGGUGAACAGCGUCAACAGAGCUGUGCUCUAUGACCUUUAUCCCUAUGUCUGGGACCUGAGAAACACAUUGCUUGUAGCCAAGGCCUUCAUCAGCUGGCUGGAGGGUCGGGUAAUAAGUGAAAGUUCUCCACUGGGUUCCUGGAAGAACUGUUUUCAUUGGUGCGGAGCCUCAUCAGGGGCAGAGCUUCUCGGUAUGGAGGCGGAGCCCUGGGUUAUUAAAGGUGGGCUGUCAGGGGAAGUGCAGAUGCUUCUUCCUGUAGGCACCAGCAGUGAGUUGUUCAGUCACCCCCCUCCUCUCUUCCCCACCUCUCGUCUCUAUAACAUACGGCCCUUCCAGCACAAAGACAAGGUGGAGCUGUACCAUAUGGUGUGUCAGCUUUAUCAGAAAACCAGAGGUGCUCAGGAUGUGACUGUGCUUCAUCCAGACUUCAUCGGUGACAGGUGUUUGGGUGCAUCUCUGGCCCUGUGUCCAGAGUACGGCUUUGUUCUGGAGGACGAACUUGGUGUGUGUGGGUGUGUUGCUGGCAUUCUUGAUGUACGCUCAUUUGUGAAGAGGUGCCAGGCCACCUGGCUGCCUGCUAUGAGAGACAAAUACCCCACACGUACAUAUCUCGCAAAUGGACACGCUGCUCAAAAGGAGGCACUGUUGAGCAUGCAUGAGGAGCAGGAUUACCCGGACUCCCUGCUUUACCACUUCCCAUCUCAGGUCCGGCUUGAUGCUCUGCCUGAACUGGUGGACUGCAGUGUCAGCAGAAGCCUUCUCACGGCCCUGCUCACAGCACUCAAAGCUAACGGUUCCCAGGGUGUGUUUUGUGAAGUGCAGCCCACAGACCGGCUAAGGCAGGAGUUCCUCACUAAGCUGGGUUUUCUGGAGAUUGUGAGGGGAGAAGCUUGCUCCACAGAAGGACUAAUCCUAGGCAGGCUGCUCUAAAGCCUUAACUAUCUUACAAACAAUAACUGAUUAUAUAAUUGAUGGAUUUUUUUUUGGGCACAGAUACACGUUAAACAGCCCUUUGGUUUAAGUAAAGGCGUCAAGUUCAAGGAUUGUAAUACAUCUUUCAACAAGUCCUCAUCCACGUUCCCUUUGACGCUUCAUAUAGAUAUAACACAUCACAUACACAUCAAGGGCCAUUAUAAUACUUUGUUAUCUCAAGAGCUGUUAGUAAAAUGACCCUUUGUGGAGAGCUAGAUAUUACCCAGAAUGCAUUGCAACCUAACAUAAAGCAAUAAAAUAAUAUUUCCCAGAGAUAAAAUUUACUACAUUGAAAUUGGCUUUUUGAUGAAGCUACUACUUUAUCUAUAGUUGACAGCUGAUUGAACUGUAUUACUGCACUCAGCUGGCUGUCUAGUAAAUCUGUUCUCCACUAUGCCCUCAUUCCCUCCUUCUGCAAGUGGCCACUUGUGUCAUGUAGAUGAUACACACUUCCCUGUAAUGGGGGAAAGUCGAUGAGGGCCUGUUGAAAGUACCAUUUGAAUACAGGGCUAUUUUGGGGCUGAUGAAGCACGUUGCCCAAAAACAUGCUAUUGACAGUCAACUGGCCACUGUGGCCUGGUUAGCAUGAUGCUAACUACUCUAUAAUAGCCUUUAAAUGAUUAGCACUAUUAGUGUUAUGACUGGUGCAUUCCUUAAAAGCGAUGAAUAAAACUUAUUCGCAAAUGAUUACCAUUUAACAUCUUUACAAGAGCUUUUCGUUUAAAACCUCACCAUAGCACAUAGCAGGAGAGUUCAUUCAAAGAGGGUUUAGAUCUAAGAUAUUUGUGUCAAGUAUGAGGUCCAUCAUUGGCCUUUCAUUUUAGAUCCAUGUUCGUAAAGACCCUACUAGAAGAGAGGUGUGCAGUGGUCUGUACUAUUUUUUCUUAUGUGGCCUGAUGUCCAUGUUUUGGUUUCUGCUAAUGAGUAAUGCUGACAAUGACCUGUGUCUUGUGGUGUAGUCCAGUCUACUGUCUAAAGUAUUUUUUUUUUAAUCAUGACUAAUCUCAAUAAUACAUAUAUUAGUAGCAAUCCAACAUUCCUUAUCUGUAACUGUAGAAAAUGAAGAAUUCACUAAGCAAAACAGGUUUUGUCUGCCUCUGUCCUGCCAGUGAAGUCCACUCCAUGUGAAGAUAAUCAUUCAUGGUGAUUUUUUCCUGUAAUACUACAAAAUAUACUUAAGUCUACUAUCAUUAGAUAUAUACAUACAGGAACAGACUGGGGAAAAUGCUCAUGUAUUCACUGACUAUAUUCUUGACUACACCACAGACUGGGUAUGGGUUUAUUCCCUCCUUCCCUGAUGGGAGGACUGAUUCUAUUUCUGUGCCUCUUCUCGUUCAGCAAACAUGACCUGGAAACUCAGGCUACAUUUUUUUUUAUGUAUUUUUUAAUAUAUGAUAGUUUUUUGAUCCGCUGUGUAACUUGGUCUGCACACCUGCAUAAAGAUUGUUCAUGAAUACUGCCAUAUAACUGCCAUUGCCAACACUAUAUCACACCUGAUCAGCUUAAUUCAAUACAGCACAUUUCUUUCUGUUGUUUUAUUCACUAAACCUGCACUCUACAUGUCUUAUAGCUUUAGUAUUAAUGCUCUGUAACUUGUUAUGAGUGAUAAGCUUCUGUAAUUGCGUUUAGGAGCAUAACGCACAGUGACUAGGCUACUGUAGAUGGCGUUUGAAGGAUAGCACUAUUCUCACUAUCAUUCACUGUAUACGCACACAAUACACACAAACAUGUUUGCUUAGCACUUAAUUCUUAUUCUGGAAACAGGUAGAUGCUCAACUUCUUUCAGGCACACAAAUACACACACACACACUGCUUGCACAAGAAUAGUCUCGGCUUCCUUUCCUACAGGAAUUAGCAUGAAAAAUUACUGAAUUACAUUGUAGGCUUUUUUAAUACCUCCCCUUUUCUGUGCAGUAUUCAUCACUACACACACACACACACACACACACACACACACACACACACACACAAUUCAGCAUAUAAAUAUCUCUGUGAAGGAGAACUUUUAUCGCCUUCAACCCCCUUAACUGCAUGCAGCAAUACACACCCUCUCAUACACUACUUUACAUUAUUUCACUCCUUUUGGUUCUAGGUUGGCAGAAACAGUCAGGAAAAUUGAUUUUUUUGUCUGACAAUAGGUAAUGUUUUGUUGGAUAUUUGCCCUUUAUCAUUACAUCUCAUAUUAAGUCAGUUAUUAUUUGCAUGUCUGUAUUUUUAAAAUUGUGUUUUCUGCUAACUUUUGCACUACUCUGGCUGAUUGGAAUAUAGGUUUGUUUAAUAAAAAGCCCAGACUGGGCUGCUAAGAAUAUUUAAUGUAGAAUCUUUUAUGUUGGAUGUUUUUAAAGACUAUGUUUGAUUUUAUUUUGUAUUGGAAUGAAGUCUGUUUACAGCACCAUUAAAAGCUUCUUGUUCGAA
Tachysurus vachellii is the source of this 5095-nucleotide messenger RNA. Its product is annotated as protein O-GlcNAcase. The coding region runs from base 284 to 2638 and encodes 784 amino acids. Lineage: Eukaryota; Metazoa; Chordata; Actinopteri; Siluriformes; Bagridae. The transcript has 17 exons. The record is from RefSeq and is a predicted model, not a curated record. Gene Ontology annotation, molecular function: beta-N-acetylglucosaminidase activity. Gene Ontology annotation, biological process: glycoprotein metabolic process.